UUCAGCAAUGUAUAAUAAAAACUGCAGACCAAUGUUCUAACUAACAUCUGUAGUAAAAAAUUCGGAAGAAGUUCUACCGUCACAAUGAAGGUCGGAUUUCUCAACCUUCUGCUAUUUCUGUUUUUGACUUGUGGAGAUAUUGUGAAGAUAAAAACACAAAGAACAGACUGCUCAUACAAAAGACCUUUAAAGGGCUCGCUGUCACAGCAACAUCGGGCUUUUGUGAACUGUUGGGGAAGAGAUGUUGAGAGUGGUCAAUCGGAGCUAAUUGUUCUUAUAGACACAUCAGGAAGCAUGGUUUCUACUGGCAGUUUUCAAGGAAGAACCAUGACGGGCUUUCAAAUAUCAAAAGCAUUUGUAAAAGCCUUGCUAUCAGAAGUACGAGUUGCUUUCAACGCAACACGGAUCGCGAUCGGGACGUUUAGUUCAGACCAUCGAAUAAACUUCAACUACAUUUUAAAUCCGAGUUACGCCAAUACAAAAUGCAAAUUCAAUGAUGAUUUCAAAAAAUUAAAAUUUGAUGGAUUUAUGACGAACAUUAAAGGAAGCUUGCAAGACGCCUAUAACGUGUUCCGGUCCUUAGACAGUGACCCUGUUACACAUUCAAGACGUCCACGGUCGAACAAGGUAGUGAUUUUGCUAACAGACGGAGUAGGAAAUAUGGUUGGUAAUAGAGUAGAUUCUGCUGGUGCUGACGCGACACCGGAAGCUCUCCGCUUGAAACAGACUGGAUAUGUGGAACUUUAUACCGUGGGAGUCACUCACGCGACUGAUCAAAACAUGUUAAAAAAGAUUGCUACCGAUCCUAGUUUGUUCUUAUAUUCAAAAGAUUUUACAGAUCUUGGAAAUCUGGCAGCUAACAUCAGAGGAGAUCCUUAUGAAAAAGAUUAUGAAACACAUCAGGUGGAUGAAAAACAUUGUGAACAAUGUGAUGCAAAUGCAUUGUGUGGCUGUAAUUUGAAGACUGGUAACUAUCGUUGUGUUUGCAAACGUGGUUGGUAUGGAACAGGAGAAUAUAAAAGAACAGGACACACCUGCUUUGAAUGUUCAAAAGAUACUUAUGGACAGCGUCGAGGUUACACAAAUGGUUGUCCAAAGUGCCCUGCAAAUUCUGGUACCAAGCACAGUCCAGGAAGGCCAGCUUUGUCUUUGAAAGAUUGCUUUUGUAACAUUGGUUUUACUGGAAAUCCUGGUUUGGGAAUACCUUGCACUCCUACCCCAUGCGUUCCUGCACCAAGUAUAAACUUUGGUGUAAUUGUUAAUAAAGCAGUUUGUGACGAAUCGACGUACGGAACAAAAUGUUAUUAUAAAUGUAAACAGGGAUACAAGAUGACUACUUCCAGAGAUUUUAUCCAAUGCACUGAGAAAAAAACGUGGGAUCUGCCAGUGCCGAAAUGUGAAUUGAUCACCUGCAAAGCAACAUGGGUAGGUACCCCUGCUGCUACACAUUCCUACAUACAUCAGUGUAACAAUACAUUAAUGGACAAAAUUGAAAAAACUCUUCCAGCAGGAACUAGCUGCACAUUUACAUGUAAUCGAAAAUACUAUAAACACGGUGGCGAUGAAAAUAUUCAGUGUUUACAAUCCGGUGACUGGAAUGGCGAAAUUUUGGAUUGCAGAGAAAGCAAAUGCCCCAUCAUACCAAGACUUAGUAAAGUAAUAGGUGUCCAAGAUCCUGAAUUUGAUUGUUUCAACAAAACCCUUAAAGUUGGGGAUAAAUGUACAUUUUGGUGUCCAGGUGGUUAUUCCCUUAAAGGACGAGCUGUUUUUGAGUGCUUGCCUGGAUCAAGUGCCAUUGGUAACUGGAACGUUAAUACUGGAAUAACCUCUAAUAUCCCUACAUGCAUUGAUAUCGAGAAGCCAAAAUUUGCUGAUACUGACCGAUGUGACCUUGGCAUACAAAUUGUUAGUGAAACCUUGCCAGGACGAAACUAUGCUGACAUUAAUUUUGAGGUAAUCAAUGCAACUGAUAACAGUGGCGAUCCUGUAAAAGUAACAUGCAUAGAUGACACUGGUCAUUGUGGGUAUGAAAUGGGAAAAACAUAUCCAAUUGAAAUAACCAGAACAUCAACUGACAGAGUUAUGAAUGUUAAAUUUAAUGCAACAGAUUCCUCUGGUAAUUCAAGGUUAUGCAGGUUCCAGGUGACUGUCGAAGAUAAGGAAAAACCUAAAGUGCAAUCCUGUCCCGACAACAUCAAAGUAAAAACUGCCCAAUCAUCUCAAGCAGUAAAAUGGAAAGAACCUGUAUUCACUGAUAACUGUGGGGAAUACCCUGACUGCAAUGUUCAAAUCACAACAACUGUUGCAAGCAAUAGUAUUUUUUAUGUAAACGUUCCUAUUACAGUCAAGUAUACUGCUCGUGAUCCAUCUGAUAAUCGAAACGAGGAGUGCAAGUUUGAUGUUAAAUUGGAAGAAAUAGGAUGUGAGGCAAUUGAACCUCCUAGAGAUGGAGUUGUUGCAGUUUACAACAAAAUAGCUCAACCAAAGUGUCGUGUUGGAACUUAUCCAGACAAAUUGAUGUCAAAUCUAUACUUCUGCCCUAUGGGGAAGUGGGUUGCAGCUGGACAAGGAGUUUACCCUUUUCCUGAUUGUCUUCACAUGGAUCCACCAGAUGGUGUUACACAGGCUAUGCUUGUUCAAGUAUUGUUUGAAGGUGACUGUAAUGAUGUUGCAACAAAAACGCAAAUCAAAUCAGAUUUUAAAAGUUAUACCAGAGUUGUGGUUGGUCUUGAUGAGAUAGAUGUCUUUUGCGGAAGUACGACAUUAGUAAAUAAAAGACGUAGAAGAAGAGGUGUCAAACAGUUGACAGUUAAAGUCGCAGUCGUCACUUCCACUACAAAGGAAAAAGCUCGAGAAGAUCCAGCAAAAGUUUUGACAGAUUUGAAAACAAAAAUGACCAAUGAAAUAACACCAAACUUUGUGAAUAAUGUGAGAAAGUUAACAAACUGGAGAUCUCUUAACAAGUACAUUCAUUCUUUAAGUGGGAUCAAUAAACAAGGUUCACCAAAAGAAAAGUGUGUUGAAGAAGGGGAUGAACAAAACGAUAAUGCUGAUAUUACAAAACGAUGUUUAACGUGUGGUGCUGGAAAGUUUAAAAACGUGUUAACAAACAAGUGUGAAGAUUGUCCACCUGGUACGUACCAACCGGAAACUGGAAAAACUGAAUGUUUGCGUUGUCCUUCAGGAACAGUUAUUGUUGGAUCUGAUGUAAAGAAUGUAACUUCCUGCAAAACAUUGUGCAAGCCUGGUGAAUAUUCUCCAAAUGGACUGGCACCAUGCAGUGUGUGUCCAAAAAGUCAUUAUUCUGAUAAAACUAGGAGUACAUCUUGUGAAAAAUGUCCUGAUGGAACGCUGACUUUGGAGACUGGCGCAAAAUCGAAAUAUGAUUGUGGAACAUCUUGUUUACCUGGCACUUAUUCUUCUAAUGGUGUGGAGCCUUGUACUCUUUGUCCAAAGGGACGAUAUCAAGGAAAACAUGGAGCAUUUAAAUGUAAUGUUUGCCCGGAUUUGCAGUCCACUGCUGGAAAGGGGUCUACAUCGAUUUCUAGCUGUGUUGAUAAUGAUGAUUGCAAAAGUAAUCCCUGCUUAAAUAACGGUCAUUGUCUUGAUCUAAAGGACACCUAUAAAUGUGAAUGUAAAGAAGGUUAUUGGGGCAAAAGUUGUGAACUGGAAGUUAAUGAAUGUGCUUUGCAGCCUUGCAUUAAUAAUGGAACCUGUCUAGACAAGUUCAGAGGUUAUACGUGUAAAUGUGCUGCUGGUACUGCUGGUGAAAAUUGUGACUUGGUUGUGAAUAAGUGCCAACCAAGCACUUGCAGUGGGAAAGGAAAAUGUGUAGACCUGGCUAAUCAAAAGUUUAAAUGUGUCUGUGAUGAUUUUUAUACUGGUGAAUUUUGUGAAACUAAAGUCGAUCCAUGUUACCCCAAUCCUUGUGAGAAUAAUGGCCAAUGUAUUCGGAAAAGUGACUCCAAAGGAUUUCUUUGUAGAUGUGCAGCUGGUUAUUCUGGUCCUAAAUGUCAGGUCAAAGUAAGCUAUUGUGCUUCAAAACCAUGUCAAAAUGAAGCCACUUGUGUUGAACAGAGAGAUGGGUAUGCUUGUUCGUGUAAGAAUGGAUACGAAGGACUGCAAUGUCAAACUUUAACAAAUAUGUGUAAUUACAAAAAAUGUCACAAUGGAGGAGAGUGCAAAUCAUUAGUUGGUAGCAUAAAAUGUGUUUGUGCUCCUGGUUACUCUGGAACACAAUGUGAUACAAAGGAAUCAACAAAUUUUGAUAUAUCAUUUCAGUCAAGAGUUUCACCAUCUUUUGCGCAUGUCGAAGGACGCAAAGACCUUCAUCGAUUUACACUUGCAUUUUGGAUGAGAACAUCAGACACAGAGAAUGUUGGAACACCGAUAUCUUAUGCUGUACAGCACAGAGGGAAGUUGGAUGACAAUGCUUUGGUUUUAACUGAUUAUACAAACUUUAAUUUGGUAAUUAAUAACGAGACACAGUCUUUAGAAUUUGAUGGGAAUGACGGGGAAUGGCAUCAUAUCGCAGUAACAUGGCAAAGUGUUGAUGGUAUAUGGAUGGCUUAUAAAGAUGGUCAAAAAAUCGCAACAGCAAAGAGUGCAUUUCAAAGGGGAAAAUACAUUCCAAAAGGAGGUAUAUUUGUAAUUGGAGAGGAGCAAGAUGGCCUGGGCUCAGAUUUCACCCCAAUGGAAUCAUUCUUUGGUGAUAUAAGUCAGUUAAAUAUAUGGGACAAGGCAUUAUCUGCAGAUGAAAUUUAUGAUUUAGCUUUAUCAUGUCAUCACGAUAUAGGCAAUGUUGUUGCUUGGUCAGAUUUUGCAUGGCAGACAACUGGCCGUGUGAUCCACACCACGCCAUCAUUAGCAUGUGAUUUUAAAAGCAGCUUGAGAGAUUUCCAACAUUUAGAAGAUCACACGUUACCAUCAGAUCUGUUGCGCAAAGGAAAUGCUUUAACCAAACAAGUAUCCUCGCCACAUCAGUGUGGAGAAGAAUGUUUGAAAAGAUUAUCAUGGUGUCGAUCGUUCACUUACAAGAGUGGAAAAUGCGGGUUAUAUUCUGCAAGCAUAUUAAUUGAUGAAGUGGAUCCUGUGCCCAGUUUUGAUACAGAUUUGUAUCUCUUAAGUUGCAUCAAACCACUAGGUGUGACAGACAAACGAAUACCAAACCACAUGAUGACUGCUUCGUCAACCAAAAGUGGUUACUAUGCAUAUCUAGCAAGGCUCUAUUCAACACCAGUUGGAAACAACAAAGUUAUCUAUUGGCAACCUCAAGAUGGUACAAGUGCAUAUCUGCAAAUCUCCUUUCCAACUAUGGUGAAGAUAACGGGUAUUGCUACACAGGGACAUUGGGAUAGUAAUGUUAAGGAAUUCGCCACGUCUUAUCAUAUACAAUAUUAUGAUGGAAGUAGAUGGCAUAAUUACAACAGUUUUAAGGCCAUUCAAGCAAACACAGGCCCUGUGCAUGUUGUUAGAAACGAACUUUACCUGAAAGCUCGUGCGAUUCAGCUGCAUGUCCGACACGACAGUAGAAGCAGACGCAUUGCGUUCAGAGUUGAAGUGUAUGGGUGUCCAGACAAACCUCAAGGUACUCCAGAUAUUAAGCAAGACUCCAACCAGUGCCAAAGCAAACCGUGUCUGAAUGGAGGCACGUGUUUUGAUUUAUACAAAAGAUACAAGUGUGUUUGUCCACGUGGUUAUAGUGGAAGUAGAUGCGAGAAGAAAGAGCUUUGUUCCAUCAAAGACAUCGAUGCACCGUUAAAUGGAAGAGUUGUAGCUGCACAAAACGUGCGUGCUGUGUAUUUCUGCAACACUGGUUUUAUAUUUGAGGGAGCGAGACCAACGCCAUCUUGUGUGAACGGAAAGUGGCAGAGUGUGGUCGCACCGAAAUGUGUUGACGUGAAUGAGUGCACCCAGGGCGUGUGUUCUGAUGGUUGUGAAAACAGUGUUGGCUCCUUCAGAUGUUUGUGUCCUCUCGGAAAGCAUUUGAGUAGUGACAAAAGAACAUGUGUGGACGAAGAUGAGUGCGCCAAAGGAACGCAUGGAUGUGAAUACGGUUGCACGAACAAUGCUGGAGGAUAUAAAUGCAAUUGCAGGACUGGCUUCUACACACCUGGUCAAAGAAUGUGUCACGAUUUCAAUGAAUGUUCAUCCAACCAUAAUUGCGAACAACUUUGUGAAAACACGUUGGGUGGAUACAGAUGUAAAUGCAAACCAGGUUAUCGAUUGAAUUCGGAUAAACGCACUUGUACAUUUAUCCAAUGUUCACAUCUUCGUACUAUUUCGCGUGGUUCAGUAUCAGUGCAUGGUAAGAUUGCUACGUACACUUGUUCUGCUGGCUACAAAAUCGAUGGUGUGCAACAACGUGAAUGUCAAGCUGAUGGCCAGUGGUCUGGGCUCGAACCGAAAUGCUCUGCUGUUCAAUGUGUAUCGCUCUUGGCGCCCGAAAACGGCCGUAUACGAUCAAAUGGUGGCCACCGCUACAAUGCGAACGUUCAUUUCCAGUGUAACUCGGGCUUUAAAAUGAUAGGUUCCUCGGUAAGAACUUGUACAGGAGAUUCGACAUGGUCUGGAACGCAACCUGUUUGCGUGGUGCAAGUGUGUCCACGAUUUACUGUUGUGAAUGGAAAUCUGCUAGGAUUUGGAACUCAAACUGGAAGCGUUGUGCGAGUUGAAUGCAAUCGUGGAUAUUAUUUGGUGCGAUCGGAUCUGCAAUUUCGAAAGUGUGGAAGUAAUGGACAAUGGACUGGAGGAAACUCAGUACAAAUGCAAUGCAAAAUUAUUUCGUGUGGAAAGGUCGACAACAAAGGCAAUGCCUUCGUGUCAUACACGAACGGCUUAGAUUAUAACGCCCUUGCGAAGUACACUUGCCCUGCUGGUCAGUGCUUGGAAGGAAACGCCAUUCGAAGAUGUCAAGCUAAUGGAAAAUGGUCAGGAGACUCUCCCACGUGUAAAAGUAAAUCAUGUUGCACUCCCCCUGUUCCAAAGUAUGCCACCCUUUACUCAAAUAAUGUUUUCAACGUAAAGAAUACAGCAUUCAUUAAAUGCAACGAGGGUUAUAUAACUGGCGGCGAUGCCUUCCGAGAAUGUCAAUCUAACUACCAAUGGUCUGGAGCCGACACUUCCUGCACUAUCGUCGACUGUCAGGAUCCUGGUGUUCCGUCGCAUGGAAAAAGACACAUCACCACUACCACAUAUUUAUCGAAAGUGAAAUAUUUCUGUGAACCUGGUUAUCUUCUAAGUGGCUCUAGAGAAAGGAUUUGUCAAGUUAACGGGAAGUGGUCAGGAAAAGCAGCGUCAUGCAGACUUGGUCAAAACGGAGGACACAUUCGUCAAAAGUCCGGCAGGUUAACAUGCCACGGUCACGAUGUUUGCCACUGGCUUAUUCAAGUCACGCAGGGUAAAAAAGUCACUAUUUCAUUCACAACCUUCAAUGUUGGCAACGAAGACAAAAUUGAAGUUUAUGAUGGACAAAGUUACGAUCCCUAUGUGACGUUUACAAAAGAAUUGCGACCACGCCCUUUGACGUCAAAUGGACAUUUUAUGCGUAUCAUAGCGAAUGGUUUUGUCAGUUUCAACUUUGGUGAAUCAACUUGUGGUGGUUUGUUAAGUAACAAGAAUGGUGUUAUUACUAGUCCCAAUUAUCCGAAUCCAUACCCUCACAACCUGGACUGUUAUUGGACGAUUCAUCGACCAUACAAUCGAAUACAAUUGCGCUUUACAGAUUUUCUGUUGCAGCGUAGAAAUGUUGACUUUGUUACAGUAACAGAAGGCCCGUUCGAAAACACCGCGAUUUUGCUUUAUAAUUAUUACCGUGACGUCGUUCCAUGGUUGAAUAAAGACUGGGCCGAUCGAUGGUAUUGGAUACAUUUUCGAUCAGAUUCGACAUAUUCUGAACGUGGAUUUCAAGCACUUUACAGUUUAUACGAACCUAGGGUGUAAUCACGUGCAAAGUAAUGUUAUAAGAUAAAAUAAGAUGGCAAA
This is a messenger RNA of Hydractinia symbiolongicarpus, 7983 nucleotides long. Its product is annotated as sushi, von Willebrand factor type A, EGF and pentraxin domain-containing protein 1-like. Gene Ontology annotation, cellular component: external side of plasma membrane. NCBI's taxonomy places the organism in Eukaryota, Metazoa, Cnidaria, Hydrozoa, Anthoathecata, Hydractiniidae. The transcript is spliced from 34 exons. The record is from RefSeq and is a predicted model, not a curated record. Gene Ontology annotation, molecular function: sialic acid binding; oligosaccharide binding; calcium ion binding. The coding region runs from base 85 to 7941 and encodes 2618 amino acids. Gene Ontology annotation, biological process: response to cytokine; leukocyte tethering or rolling; heterophilic cell-cell adhesion.